AUGCAAAACGAUAGCCCGAACGACGGAGAAGACGACGCUGCUGUGGGCGGGAAGCCGUCAUCACAUACGAUGAUGAUGAGUAGAUCAUACGAAUGCAACUUGUGCAGGAGAGGAUUCUUAAACGCUCAAGCACUGGGAGGCCACAUGAACAUCCACAGAAGAGAUCGAGCAAACAAGGCUGCAUUCUCCAAUAAUCCCCAAUACUACUUUGGAACUAAUUACUACUCCGCAGGCUCUUCAAGGGGAGUUAAUAUCGAUAUGAAGAAUAAGCGGAGAGAAUAUCAUGGCGGCGGAGAAGAGAGAGAAAAGAUGAAGCAGAUGGUGGACAUGGAAGAAUCGGGGGAGCUUGAUCUUGAGCUCAGGCUAUGGCCUUUCAAGGAUGGCGCUGCUGAUCCAUGA
Molecule: messenger RNA, 399 nt
Organism: Phalaenopsis equestris
Lineage: Eukaryota; Viridiplantae; Streptophyta; Magnoliopsida; Asparagales; Orchidaceae
Product: transcriptional regulator TAC1-like
Exons: 1
Coding region: 1-399 (132 amino acids)
Source: RefSeq, a predicted model, not a curated record